AUUGAAGCCCACUUUGAUGCCGCUGCUCACACCGCCGGCACCCCGUACCUCAACCUCAUGCGCCAGCUGGCUCAAGCUAAAUUUCCCCCCAUGCCCAAGACCUGGGCUUGGCGCACGGGUUGGACGCGUUAUGCCCCUGGCGUGCCCCCAGAGGCUGUGGCUGCACCAAGCGGUGAUGCCCUCGUUUUUGAUGUUGAAACGUGUGUGCCCGAUGGCGAGUUUCCAACUUUGGCCGUUGCCGCAACCUCUGAUGCUUGGUACAGUUGGUGCUCCCCGCGCCUGAUCGAGGGCAAUGACCAACCCCAUACCCUGAUCCCCCUCACCCCGCCGGAUCAAGACCCCGGCUGUCCCCGUGUCGUGGUCGGACACUACGUUAGCUACGACCGUGCGCGCGUGCUCGAGGAAUAUCAACUGGACAACGAUGGCACACGCUGGGUCGAUACGGCCUCCCUCCACGUUGCGACCGGAGGAUUCAGCUCUCAACAAGCCAUCGAGUGGCAGAAAUACCGUAAGCCAAGCGUAUCCUUCCAACAUAACCUCGCUGCUUACCUGGAUGACGACAACCUCUCUCACGCACCUCGCUGGGUGCAUGAAUCCAGCCCACUCUCACUCGUCGAUGUCUAUCGGCACACGGUUGACCCCAAGGGCCACGUCGAUGCAAAAGAGCUCUCCAAGGAAACGCGAAACAUUUUUGGCUCACUUGAUGAUGUUCGAGACGCGUUCCAAGAAGUCACGACAUAUUGCGCGCGUGAUGUACUUGCAACUCUGGCCAUCUACCAAAAGAUUUUGCCCAAGUUUUUGGCGCACACCGGACACCUAGCCACUUUGGUGGGCAUGCUGGAGAUGAGCAAGAUGUACCUACCCGUCAAUGCCAGCUGGCAGCACUAUCUCGACGAAUCCGAGCGGGUUUACAUUGAGAAGAUGCGCCUCACGCGGCAACAUCUGGUGGAGCUGGCCGAGCAAGCAAGCCAACUGGUAAAGUCUUCGGGCAAGUGGCUGGAGGAUCCCUGGCUGCGGCACCUGGACUGGACGUUUCAGCCCCAGAAAUACACCAAGCAGGGCCUUCCAUACAAGCGCCAGAAGCUGCCGGGGAAGCCCCAAUGGUACAAAGCGUGUUGGGAGGGCAGCAAUGACAAAGGGGGCUUGGAAAUUGCCCCUGGCAAACGCAUUGCACCCCUCCUGCUUCGCUUACAAUGGCGAGAUCAGGCUCUCAAUGAAUCCUAUCCGCUUUAUUUCCACCCCGUUCAUAAAUGGGGCUACCUCGUUCCCAAGGGGUCGCACCAUGCCCCCUCUGAUAAGCGCUAUGGCCCGUAUGAGUGGGAAGCACCCAACGAUGCGACACACCUGACGCACAACUACUUUAAGCUACCCAAUUCGCGAGGCCCGGAUAGCACAUGCGGCAACCCUUUUGGCAAGGACUACCUCAAGUUUAUGAAGAAUGGCUUGCUGGUAUCAGAUGACCCGCAGGCGCGAGAAGCUUUGGACAACACCUUAGCAUGCUCAUAUUGGGUCUCUGUGCGAGUCCGUGCCAACAAGCAACUUGUCGUUAUGGAUGAUCGGAGAGAACGGGAGCGCUUUCUGACUCUGAAUGGCCGGAGCACACCAAAGCAACUCGACAGCGAUGAACCCAUUGGUGCCAUCAUACCCAUGGUCUUACCUUUUGGGACUGUGACCCGGCGCGCCGUCGAGAAGACGUGGAUGACCGCCUCAAACCCAAAGCCUCAGCGCAUCGGCAGUGAGCUCAAAGCGAUGAUCCAAGCCCCCCCAGGCUACAAGCUGGUUGGCGCAGAUGUGGAUAGUCAGGAGCUUUGGAUCGCUUCAGUUAUCGGCGACCAGCGCUUGGGCCGCGAACAUGGCGCCACUGCCAUGGGAUGGAUGACUCUGCAAGGAACCAAGAAUGACGGCACGGACAUGCACAGCAUGACAGCCAAGAUUCUCGGCAUCAAUCGUGAUGAGGCCAAAAUAUUCAACUAUGGCCGCAUCUACGGUGCUGGCAAGGCCUUUGCAGCAUCGCUGCUUCAAAAGUUUAAUCCAACAAUCACCGAGCGCGAAGCGCAAGCCAAGGCCGAGGAACUCUAUUUGGAGACCAAGGGCAAGCGUAUCGCGGGUGCUCGAGGUGGCUACUUUGAUGGCUCUGAAAGUCACAUGUUUACCAGUCUUGAGGACAUUGCUACUGCGGCAACACCACGAACCCCGGUCCUGGGUUUUCAAAUCACGGACGGGCUACUCCCUCGCAACUUCAUGCACCGUUUUCUUUGUGUCUCAAUGUCACAGUAUAUGACAUCGCGCGUCAACUGGGUGGUCCAAUCUUCGGCCGUGGACUUUUUGCACCUGAUGAUCACUUCCAUGGAUCACUUUAUUCGAACCUACGGGCUGCGCGCGCGACUAUGCAUCACUAUUCACGACGAAAUUCGCUACAUUGUAGCUGAUGAGGACAUUGCCCGUGUGGCCUAUGCGCUCCACUUGACCAACUUGUACGUGCGGAGCAUGUUUGCAGCACGCUUGGGCAUGUAUGAUUUGCCUCAGAGCGUCGCCUUUUUCUCGGCCGUGGAUGUGGACACGGUCAUGCGCAAGGAGGUCGACCUAACCUGCGUCACGCCCUCUCAUCCCGACGUUAUCCCGCCAGGCUAUCGCUUGGACAUACAU
Messenger RNA from Monosiga brevicollis MX1, 2646 nucleotides. RefSeq lists its product as uncharacterized. Lineage: Eukaryota; Choanoflagellata; Craspedida; Salpingoecidae. Gene Ontology annotation, cellular component: mitochondrion; gamma DNA polymerase complex. Gene Ontology annotation, molecular function: 3'-5' exonuclease activity; DNA-directed DNA polymerase activity; DNA binding. The transcript is spliced from 24 exons. The record is from RefSeq and is a predicted model, not a curated record. The annotation marks the transcript as partial. Gene Ontology annotation, biological process: mitochondrial DNA replication.